Molecule: messenger RNA, 159 nt
Organism: Paramecium sonneborni
Lineage: Eukaryota; Ciliophora; Oligohymenophorea; Peniculida; Parameciidae
Source: the annotation of a GenBank genome assembly
AUGGUGUAGUAUGUUAAUUAAUAGCUUGGAUUAGUAUAAUAUUAAUAAGAUAUAGAAGAAGUUCAAGAAUACAUGAAGAAACAAAUACAGUUUCUAAUUUAUAAAUUAAAAUAAUAAUAGAAAAAAUAAAUCAACUUUAAAUUCUUAUAUUUUAGAUGA